ACGCAGCAGUGAGCGCGCCUUCCACCUUGGGCAGGGGUUCGCGUUUCACCGUGAACCGCUCGGUCGGGAGCGAUUGGUACCACCGAUUAAUCUAUCCGAUCGCCGAUCUCCCGCGCGGGUGAGAGAUCCGAGAGUGCCGAUCGGGACCGGAAACUGAGGGUUCACGCGUGACAGGUAAAAGUGGCGAACGGAUCACCCUCGCGCGAUACUCCAUUCGCCCCGAGGAAACUCGACACGAGUUUGCAACUCUCUCGAUUGUUGACCUCAAGUGCGAUCUAAAAUCUAUCACACGGAAUCACAUGGCUGGAGCGCGUUCUCCACCUCCUCCACCCCGAGAAGAAAUAUAUUUUCACGGAUUGGAUAGAUAGUAGAAGUAAGCGCAUAAGCUAGACGACUCUUCCCAGGCGAUCGAUAAUUUUCGCACCUGUACCUGAAAUCACGUCAGAUCGACUUAGCAGGUCUGACGCCGAUCGGUCUGACGUAAAUUGGAGAUGCCAACGCUUUGACGCUCGCUGCCGGAACACUUUUACUUUCUCGCAACACGUUCACGCUAUAAUUAUUGAGAACGCGGCGCAGCGUGAAUAUAAUUUUGUGGAGGACGAAGGAUGCACACGGGGGGAGGAGAACAGAGGGUGAUCCCGAUAUAUCAAAGUGCACGAUAUAAAAUGUUUUUCGUGCGCGGAAUAUGGUGACGUGGUAAUCGUAUCCGUUAACGUUCGUCGCGCGACGGACGGAGUCAUCUAGUUCAUCGAUUUUUCCGUCCCACGUUUCUCGAAAACAUCAUUACGUCAUUAUCAUCGAGCGAUGACGGAGGCGAGCCGUGGGAUGGGUCGUCCGCGCGCGUGUGAGACUUAGUGGUGUAUGAAGUGAACGCCAAUGGACUGUGCAAGAAGAUGUACAAUUACCCGAUCGAGUAACCCCGUUAAUCGACGACGUUGGAGUUUGCGUACAUAAAUAACGCGCGUAAUCGCGCGGAGCCCUUAAGGAGUUGCGCGACUUACUUAUAAUCUGCAGUUUUACGUCGAGAAUCUACCGGCGGUAGUGCCUCGCGUGCUCUGUCAACUGCACUUAAGCCUCCUCUCAAAGCGCAGGUCGGGGCACCCCCCCUCCGCCGCGUCCGCCCCGCUCGUUAAAAGUGUAUAUCGGACGUUUUACCGGGGGGUCGCCGGUGAAAAUCGGCCGCGGGAGGACCGGCUCUCGCCCCGGGGGUCAGAUCGAUGCGACGGAUUUCCGUCUUCCGCGUCUUAUGACCGCGAUGCGCCCGCUAGAACCGAGAUUCCGGAUGACCUGACGGAUCACCGCCGGGGAUCACCCGUCUCAUUGAAAGUUAUCAGCCGCGUUGGCUCCUACUUGAGCACGGGAUUUAAGAAGGAGGACGGUGUGUCUGCGCGAGGAAUUGAAGAGGCAGAGGCAUUUCUCAUUCCGCUUACAAUGGGGAGGACGCUUUUGCUGAUGAGCUUGCUGGCUCGGUUCGUCGUGGCGCAAGUUCAGCUCGGCGACGUCGACGAGCCAUUGCUUAUAUUAGACGUUAGCGCAGUGGCCGGCUUCAAAGCUCAGAUGCCUUGCGACAUCGAUCCGCCGAUUAAAGACGAGACGGUCAUCAUGGUAUUUUGGUACAAAGAUGAAAAGGACGGCGAACCGAUAUACAGCGUGGAUGCUCGGGGGAGGCAGAUAGCUCAGGCGAGGCUUUGGUCGGAUCCGGACGUGUUCGAUGAAAGGGCGGUUAUGAAGACGGACGUAAAGCCCGCCGAGCUCGAGAUAGAUCCUUUGGAGUCCACAGACGGUGGCGUAUACAGAUGCAGAGUGGAUUUUAAGAAUAGCCCCACGAAGAAUCAGAAGAUUAACCUUACAGUCAUAGUGCCACCGAAAAAGCCGGUGAUAUAUACCGGCACUAGCAGGAAUCGGGCUGAAAUAAUGCAACCGUUUAACGAGGGAAGCGAGAUGUCCCUAUUCUGCGAGGUGAUCGGAGGGUCGCCUCCACCGAGGGUCACGUGGUAUUUCGACGGCAAAGUUCUAGACGAUACGUAUACGCAGGAGCACGAUGAUAUAACGAUAAAUCGACUGGAUAUCCCGAGGGUUACCAGGGGCUUCCUGAGUACAAGGCUAAUUUGUAAAGCGAGCAAUACUCAGCUUAUGACACCUCUGACGGCUGAGAUUGUGUUGGAUGUAAAUCUGAAACCGCUCAUGGUCAACAUUACGAAUAAGCGAUUUCAUUUGUCGGCAUUAAGAACUUACGAGAUCGAGUGUAUCAGUUCGGGUUCCAGACCGGAAGCGGUGAUCACCUGGUGGAAAGGGACUCACCAGGUCAAGCAUAUGGCUAGAAAUUUUGCAGACAAUCCGAACGUCACGAGAAGUGUGCUGAGCUACGUGCCGACCAUCGAAGACGAUGGCAAAUUUUUGACGUGUAGAGCGGAAAAUCCCGUGGUGCCUAACAGUGCCUUGGAGGAUAAAUGGCAUUUAUUGGUGUACUACGCGCCGGUGGUGAGCAUUAAGUUGGGUUCCAGUUUGAAGGCGAAUGAUAUAAACGAGGGCGACGACGUCUACUUUGAGUGCGACGUACGAGCCAAUCCAAAGUCUUACAAGCUACUUUGGUUCAAAGACGGCAAGGAAUUGCAUCAGAACGCCACCGCGGGGAUUAUUCUUCCCGGUGGGCAAUCCCUGGUAUUGCAGAGCGUGACGAAAAGCUCCGCCGGGGAAUAUAGCUGCAUGGCAGCCAACGUCGAAGGGAAAUCCGCGAGUCGACCAGUAACCCUCGAAGUGAUGUACGCACCGAUCUGCAAGGACGGCUCUUCCACCCAAGUGGUCGGCGCCCUGAAGCACGAAACGAUCUCUCUGGUCUGCGGCGUACAGUCGAAACCGCCGCCCACGACCUUCCAGUGGACAUUCAACAACUCCGGGGAGUUGAUGAGCGUACCGGCCACGAGAUACUCUCAGGUCAAACCGCUCAGCCUGAUCACGAGCCACUGGCACGGCUCCAGACUGAAUUAUACGCCGGAGAACGACAUGGACUACGGCACGGUUUCCUGCCUGGCGACAAAUCGGAUAGGGACGCAGAAGACGCCCUGUCUCUUUCAGAUCAUCGUCGCCGGGAAGCCCUAUCCCUUGCAGAACUGCACGGCCCUCCAGUCGACCGGACCCUACGCGUACCGAAUGGGUCACGAAGACUUUAAAGCCACCGACUCCAGGGACGCGGACUGGCUGAUCGUCAGGUGCUCCGAGGGAUUCGACGGCGGUUUGCCCUUGACUAAUUACGAGCUAGAGGUCUACAGCGAGGAGAACGUUUAUCAUGUCAAUACCAUCUACCUGAAUCACACCGAUAGAUCCGGCUCAUCCGGUCCAGUUUUCGAGAUUCCCGGCUUAGAGCCCGGACGGAAUUACAGGCUUCAUCUUUAUGCCGUCAAUGCAAAGGGCCGCAGCGAUCCCGUUGUUUUAGAACCGGUCACACUCAAAGGAGUAGCCAUGUACACUACUGGUCGUGGGAUUUCGGACGAGACAACGGAUUAUAGCCUCCUGGUGGCGUGCUUCGCCGGCGGUGUAACCGCCAUUUGCAUUCUGAUCGUCGGGAUAACGCUGACUCUGUACCGUCGAAACCAUCCAACGCAGAGGACGAAGGCACAGACGACGGAGCCGCUGCAAUACGAGAGCAAGGAUGACCGGCCGGCGGCGCCGCCGGCGACGAAUCAGGCUCGCCGGGACGACUUGAAGGAGCAGAUAAACGUGGACGUACCGGACGACGAUCCGGACGUGAUACCGAGCAAGACCGUCGAGAGACGGCCGGACAUCUUUGAGCCGGACUACACGUCCAGCAAGUCGUCGGAGAGAGCCAAGGACUUCAGGUGCCUCGAGGACCUCGAUUAUCCGUCGCCCUCCUCGGUGCUUCACGCCAAGGACUCCUGGAUCUAUCCGAACGGCUACGUGGAAAAGAGCGAGAAGAGCCUGAGUCCGAUACGGCCCAGCACGCUGCCGGUGCAUCGCACCCACGAUAUCUACACGAGGAGUCUGCGUGUACAGGAGAGUUGUAUAUAGACGGAGGUAGAGAGACUCCCUGCGCUCGGCUAUCCGGGUCAGUACCCUCCGAUACUCGCCAAACCGUCGUAUGCGAUUAACGACGUUUGUAAAUAGACAAUAAAUACCGUUAAGGAUCCACCUUACGAUCGGCACGUCGAUUCGACAUUCCUAUUCUUGUUUUUCACCUAGCCGUAAGAGAUAGCCGCGUUAGCUUCGUUCUAAGGAAAACGUGAUACUUGGGACGCCAGGGCGCGAUCACGCGCGGUGUACAGAGACAAUAAUUUUCCGCCGUUUAGAAAAAAAAAGAGAGAAAAAAAAAAGAAAGAUUUCCUACCACCUCUGUCUCUCGUCGGAAGCCUUCCCGUAAAAUUAUCCGCGAAUGUCUGGAGGAGCGUAAAUGUUUUGUCUACGGAUGUUUUAUCGUGCUUCGUGGUUAAUUAAAUGGUCAAAUGGGUAUGUAAACGUUUGUAUAUACGGAUAAUAAAUCUUGUUGUUUAAUAUGCA
Molecule: messenger RNA, 4512 nt
Organism: Pogonomyrmex barbatus (red harvester ant)
Lineage: Eukaryota; Metazoa; Arthropoda; Insecta; Hymenoptera; Formicidae
Product: neural cell adhesion molecule 2
Molecular function (GO): protein binding
Source: RefSeq, a predicted model, not a curated record